AUGACAGUAAAUAAUUUAGAAGUAAUUUGCAUCGAUAAGAUAUUGUUAAAUUCAAUAGCAGAUGACUUUGAUAGAUAUGAUAGUAUUAUGAAAGAUAGAAUAUUAAAACGAUUGUUGAAUCCAUGUCAACCAAAGUUCUCAUAUAAACACUCGACACCACCAGUUCCUUCACCUAAAUGGCUCUCAAAGUUGGUCGACCACAACACUACUGCGCUCGAUCUCAGUCUUGUUCCAGGUCUGGUCUGGCUAUCAUACACACAAAACUCUGAUAAAUUCCCAUUCCAAUUCCUCGAGAAUUGCACCUCGCUCACCAGUCUCACCAUCAAUUCACAAUCAAACUUUACAAUCGCACAGCUACUGCCAUUCCUGCGUGUAUAUUGCCGUUGCAUUUCAACCAACGACAUCCAACAGCUAUUUAGUGGACUGUCAAACAGUCUUGAGAGUUUAUCAAUCACUGGUUGUUCACAAAUCGAUAGAAAUUCAUUGAAAUCAUCAAGUAGCAGCAGCAACAGCAACAGUUACAAUCCCUAUCAGAAAACAACAACAACUACCGCCGCCGCCGCCUCAAAGAGAAUCAGUUGUAGUAUCACUUAUAAUGAUAGAAUUUUGAAUAAUAAUAUUGUUUCACCACAAUCAAUGUACAAUAAUAAUAAUAUAAUUUCAAAUAUUAAAAAUAGUAGUAAUAAUAAUAGUAAUAGUAAUAGUAAUAUUAGAAAUAUAAUAAAUAAAACAUGUUCAUACAAUAAUAAUAAUAAUAAUAAUAGUAAUAGUAGUAAUAAUAAUAGUGAUUUUAAAUUUAAAUAUAAAGAUAGUGAAAAUCACAGUUUUGAUUCAAAAGAAAAAAGAAUAUUUGAUAAAAAUCAGUUGAGAUCUGCUUUAUUGUUUGGGAGUUCAUUUGGUUUCUAUAAUGAAGAGAAAGAAUAUGGAUGGUUGAAAUCAUUGAUAUUACCAAAUCAUAUCUUGUGUGACGAUAAUAAUGGUGGUGGAAGACAACAGGUAACUACAGGUGUAGUUGUUACCAAUCCAACAGCAGGUCUCGAACCUCUAAAUAAUACACCGAUUGUAAUAUUGAAUCCAAUCGAUGCAAUGGCAACUCUCACCGAUGAACCAAUCUCUGUUGUCUCGACGGUGUUGCGGCUGUUCCAUCUCGGCGCAAUUAUGUUGCCGGCACUCGUUACCUCACCACUGGUGCUGGUGCCAUUUACAGAUUUCACCAUUAUCUAUACCGCACUCUGGUUGUUCAGCAAGAUGCCCGGAAUGAAAUGGUUGUCACUGCCAGAAUCCGUACUGGAAUUCGGUAAAUCCAUGAUGAAACAAGUCGAUCUCACAUUGGAAGCACAACAUCUUUCAACCUUUAUAAAUAACUUUAAAAACAACAAUGAAGUUGUAUCAAAGAGUGUACUGGUUGAAACAUUUGAACCUGGCGAACCAAUUAUGGAUUAUAUUAGUACGAAUAGUCCUUUCAAUCCAACGCUAGCUCGUAUUGGAUUGGAUGCAUAUCUACAGAUGAUGUUGGUCGACAAUUUCAUUCAUGCCGAUUUGCAUCCUGGCAAUGUAUUGGUUCGUGAUCCGACACUCCAUAGAAGAUCACAGUUUCAUCAUGAGCAGCAAUCGAAUCAAUUGCUGAUUACCAAACAACAUCACGCAAACCCACACAUGAUUGUAUUGAAAACACUCGAUCUACAGAGAAAAGCAACACCACUGCCAAAGUUGGUGUUGUUGGAUGUCGGAUUGGUCACCGAACUCGAUACGACCGACAAAUCACAUUUCAAAGAACUGUUUACCGAAGUUGUAAAAGGCAACGGUAAAGCUGGAGCAGAGUUAAUCAUUAAAUACGCAAAAGAAGCACAAUGUUCAGAACAAGAAAUAUUUGAAUUCAAAGAAAAGAUGGGAGAAAUAUUUAAUAAAGUACAGAAUAGUAAGUUAAGUGAAAUUCAUGUUGGACACCUGAUGAGUCAGAUACUUAGUUUGGUGAGAGAAUAUCAUGUAAAAUUGGAAAGCAACUUUGCAACGUUGGUAAUGGGAACUAUAGUUUUGGAGGGACUUGGCAAACAACUGGAUCCAAACAUAAGUCUUUUGAAAGCUGCGAUUCCAUUCCUAUUCCACCGUCAAACCUCUUAUAUACUACCUGAAUUCUAUCGUUAUCUAAUUAGACCAAAGAAACCAUAUGAAACAAAUUCUCAACAGGAACAAGAAUAA
Molecule: messenger RNA, 2199 nt
Organism: Heterostelium album PN500
Lineage: Eukaryota; Evosea; Eumycetozoa; Acytosteliales; Acytosteliaceae
Gene: abkC
Product: putative protein serine/threonine kinase
Exons: 6
Coding region: 1-2199 (732 amino acids)
Cellular component (GO): mitochondrion
Source: RefSeq, a predicted model, not a curated record